GUCAGCGUUGAUGAUCUAAUCGGAGACAGACCCUGUUCACAAUUUCACUUCAACAGCCCACUUCUGGCAGCAGCGCCAAUCCUCGGAGAUACACCAGCGAUAUCUAUAACUCGAAAAUGCAGCUCUUAUUCGUUGAGAACAAGUAGAGUCCCCCAACUGCUGCAGGUACCCUUCCUGACUGCCAUUACUGUAUCUAGUCUUGUCGUCCAAAAAUUGUGUCAUCGCAUCGGCCAAACACUAGGCUGUGAGGUGGUUGCCAUUGGCUCUGGCACCGCAGCCCUUGACCACUUGGCCACGGCCCCUACCCUACCACAUAUCAUCUUCAUAAAGGCGUGUUGCCGGGUGACCCUAUCGUUCACUGUUCAGACUUAGAGCCCCCACUGACUGAUUGUGUAGACCUCCCUUCCAGGAAUGAGUGGCUACGAUCUGGUUCGUAUCAUCCGCACGCAGCCGCCCUUCUGUAACGAUCUCCAACUACAAACGAUUCCGCUCAUCGGACUGACGGCGUCGGCGUCCGGAACCAACUUGUCUCGCGAGAGAGCAACUGGCUACAAUGAUUUCCUUCGCGCUCCCUUGCGGGUAAGCACGGUGGGGGAGACAAUUGGCCAUUGGACCCGUCGACAGAUUAUGGGCCCGGCCGACGUGCCCGCUUGGCAAAUGAAGGCGUGGCAUAGGCUUCAUCGCGGUCCGCGAUCACGGCUGUGAUACCCGUAUGUGAUGAAGAUGAAGAGGGAUGACCCGGAGACUUGAUCAAGAGCGACUGCUGCAGAAUUUUCAAUAGAUGAAGAGAAUACAACGCAUUUAGGUCAUGGUUUCUGCCAAGCCUUUCGACGCGUAGCCAGCCUUUACCGUGCGUGGUCUGAUUCCUGACAGAAGUGACAUGGGGAACGGAAUUCAUCGAGCAUUCGAAUUGAGUCAGGGAAAACGGGAGGAAACAUGGUUCAUCGUCUGAGCACUUUCCCAUUCGGACCGGACGACUCGUGGUGGGCGCGCCACAUAAUCAAGGUCAGCCUUACGGAAGGGCGUUGUUGGCGCUGCUUGGUUCACGUGGGCGCAUUCUUGGCUGUCUGCACGCCAAUCGGUGAUCCUCACGAGUUAUCAAGCGCAAGCUAAGAGAUUGAAAGCUUUCGCCGUGGGGAAAGUUGAUGGGUGGGAAAUGCAUCAACAAAC
Molecule: messenger RNA, 1170 nt
Organism: Aspergillus aculeatinus CBS 121060
Lineage: Eukaryota; Fungi; Ascomycota; Eurotiomycetes; Eurotiales; Aspergillaceae
Exons: 1
Coding region: 412-705 (97 amino acids)
Biological process (GO): phosphorelay signal transduction system
Source: RefSeq, a predicted model, not a curated record